ACCAAACAACCUCUUUGAUCUCCAUGAAACAAUAGCAGUGGUCCUCUACGAUGGGUUUCUCUUUGUGGCAUUUGUUCAAGGCAGGACUGUUGAUGUGCAAUGCGUUUUUGAUUUUGAAUCGACGACGAUUUUUGGCCAAAUACGGUCUGGAUGACAUGAACAGCCAGCAUGCCAAUGCGUCGAACAAUCCAUUGAUACAGCAAGCUGCGGGGUUGCUCCAUGCCGUGCAAUACCUCAGGGUCCCCGUCAUUGUCGCCAAUAUUUUGACCAUUGUAUUUGAAGUAUUGAUUGGAGGUUGAGUGAUACCAUGCGUACCACGCAACAGUGGAAGGGAUACGAAGCAAAAUUGGGCGUUGCAGGUUGCUACCAACACAAUUAGUUUUCCAUGGGAGCAUUCCACAAUUUGCAUGGUAUCCCAAGCUAGUUGCUAGCUAGCUAGAAUGCCAACACUGAAAAAGUCACGA
This is a messenger RNA of Seminavis robusta, 464 nucleotides long. Lineage: Eukaryota; Bacillariophyta; Bacillariophyceae; Naviculales; Naviculaceae. The record is from the annotation of a GenBank genome assembly.